UGUAGACAAAAUACUUCUGUAUUUGGGUACCCAAAUUCAGUUCUAGAGUCUCUAGAGAGUAUGUUAAACUCGUAUGUUAAUUAUAAUUAGGUACAUCCACCUCACCUAACUAAUAAUAUCUACGCAACUACUUAUUCAUCGUUAUCUAAGCCUAGGACCAAGAUGGUUAAUGUGUUAGUACCUACUUAGUACGAAAUAUUACUUAGUUCAGUCUACAAUACAAAAUCAAGAGCACCGCGCAUCGCAUGACCAGCUCGAUUAUUUAAAAUUCUGUGAAUAAAAAUUAUUGACGGUAAGCAAUAAAUAAAUAUGGAUACAGGGCCAAAGCAGAGAAGGCAAACAAAUCCACGUUAUAAAGCAAAUCUGUUUUCUGUAUUAACUUUUGGAUGGACUUUAGAGACGUUGAUGCUUGGAUAUAGUCGUGAUAUAAAGGAAAGAGACCUUUAUGCACCGUUACCCGAACAUCGGUCCGAUGUUUUAGGAGAUGCCAUGCAAUCUGCAUGGGAGCAGGAGGUUGAACACGCUGGUUUCCGAAAUAUAGGCCGAAAACCAAGUCUAAUGAACGUGCUGUGCAAGAUUUUCGGCUUCGAACUUAUGCUUUAUGGACUAAUUCUGGCUGCUAUGGAAUUCUUAAUUAGAUUGCAACAACCGUUAUUCCUCGGCCUAUUGCUCCGUUAUUAUAGUCCCGCCCAAGAUUUUUAUAACAGCACGACUGCUAACAACACGUAUUUUUCUCGCCUGUUCAAAUAUUACGACGCGUCGAGUGGCAUCACAUGGGGCGAGGCGGUGUUCUUCUCUUUUGGCAUCAUCUUCUGCAGUUUGGUGAACGUCAUGGUGCAACACCCGUUCAUGAUGGGGGCCAUGCAUUUAGGGAUGAAAAUGCGUGUUGGAGUUUGCAGUCUCAUUUAUAGAAAGGCUUUGAAAGUGAAUCUCCAAGCGAUGUCUGAAAACAGAGGUGGACUGGUGGUCAACUUGAUGGCCAAUGAUGUCAACCGCUUCGACUCCGGACCACUUUUCAUCCAUUACCUGUGGAUAGGGCCUGUGGAGACUUUGCUGAUGACCACAUAUUUGUAUCGAGAGAUGGGUAUGCCUGCCGUAUAUGGAGCGCUAAUGAUCGUAGCUGUUGUACCAUUUCAAAUAUUCCUGGGAACACGUACAGCCUACUACCGAAGAAAAACAGCUUCCAAAACAGAUGAAAGGGUCAGGUUGAUGGAAGAGAUAAUAAUGGGAAUUGAGGUCAUAAAAAUGUACACCUGGGAAAAACCUUUUAGGAAAAUCAUUGAUACUGUGAGAAGGCAAGAAGUUCAUUACAUAAAGAUGACAUCCUACAUACGCGGCGUGGUGAUGUCGUUCAUCAUGUUCACGGCACGGUUCAGCAUUUUCAUCACCGUCCUGCUUUAUGUGCUCUAUGUUAACCGCAUCACAGUAGAGAACGUGUUCUUUCUUACCUGUUACUACAAUAUUCUGAAACAGACUAUGACACUAUACUUUCCACAAGCUGUUGGACAAAUCGCCGAAUUGAAAGUUGCCGUGCAGAGAAUUAACGACUUCUUACUGAGUGAGGAGUGUCAACUUCCCCUUAGGACUCAGUCAGCUGAUUUACCACCAUCUCAAUACAAACCGAAGAAACGUGUUACUAUACCACUGAAUCCAGUACGCCCGCUUGUAAGACGUUCUCCUAGGACUGAUCCUAGUACUUCUUAUAUAAAAUCCCAGGAGAAAUCUAAAGGAUUGCGAAAAGAUCAAAUAGCCAUCAAAUUUGACGAGGCCUGUAGCCGCUGGAUCAAGUCAUUGGAUAAAGAUGAUGUCCAGGAUAUUACUCUUAUUAUCUAUGGUGGAUCGUUAACAACAAUCAUAGGAGCGGUAGGUUCAGGUAAAUCCACAUUGCUCCAAAUGAUGCUCAGUGAACUGCCAUGCUCAACUGGCAGUGUGGAAGUUUUGGGUAGCGUGAGUUAUGCCAGUCAAGACCCUUGGCUUUUUGUUGGAUCGGUCCGACAAAACAUUCUGUUUGGGCAGCCAUUUGUAAAGACACGGUAUAUGGAGGUGUGCAAAGUUUGUGCUCUCGAAAGGGACAUUUCAUUGUUUCCCCACGGAGACAAGACCAUUGUUGGAGAGCGAGGAGUAUCUCUCAGUGGAGGACAACGUGCUAGAAUUAACUUAGCACGAGCUGUAUAUAAAGAGGCCGACAUUUAUUUGCUAGAUGACCCAUUAUCAGCUGUGGAUACGCAAGUUGCAAGACAUAUAUUCGAAAAUUGCAUUAAAAGGUAUUUGGAGAAAAAAACAGUAGUUCUGGUGACGCACCAGCUACAAUUUAUAAGAUCAGUGGACCAAAUUGUAAUUGUGGAGAAAGGCAAAAUCAUCGCCGAAGGAGACUAUAAUGAUUUGAGCAAACGGGAGUUGGCAAUAAUCCAAUUAAUGCAAGACAAAUCACACGAAAUCCGUAAAGAAGAUGCCUCAUCUCCAAGCAAGUUAUUGCAAGGGACAAGCACUAUUAGUAUGAAACGGUCGCAUUGGUCUCAUUGGUCUAUGAUCUUCGACAUUACUGAUCAGAAGCAAGAACAAGAAACCCAAAUUGUAGGCAGAGUGAAGGGAUCAGUUUACAAGGAAUAUUUCUUGGCUGAUUCGGCUUGUGUUUUUGUGUCUCUUGUAUUUUCCAUGUUCGUUUUGGCGCAAUUUUUUGCGAGCGCAAGUGAUUAUUGGAUUAGUCGAUGGAGUCAUGCAGAAGAUCACUUAACUGGUGACAAAACCAUGGACAACCUUUUGUGGUCGCAGCAUGGUUUGAGACGAAAGGAUUUUGCGCUUAUAUUCGGCGUGUUGACCAUUGCAACGGUAGCCGUCGCGCUAAUCCGAGCUUUUCUGUUCUUCUCUUUGUGCAUGAAGUCUUCGAUAAAGCUACAUGACAAUAUGUUUGAGCGGAUAUCAUUUUCUCCAAUGAGCUUCUUCCACACGAACCCUUCCGGAAGGAUUCUAAAUCGUUUCAGCAAAGAUAUGGGAUCAGUCGACGAACUACUGCCUCAAGCUAUGUUGGAUUGUGUUCAGAUAAUGUUAAACUUAGCUGGUGUUCUCAUUGUUAUAUUGAUGACAGAGAUGGCUCUGCUGAUACCAAUAGUAGCGGCGCUUAUUAUAUUUUUCAUUUUUCGUGUAAUUUACAUCCGUACUACUGGUGCUAUAAAACGAUUGGAAGGAAUAACCCGAAGUCCUGUUUUUGGCCACGUAAACGCAACAAUACAGGGGUUGCCGACCAUUCGCUCUUUCGGAGCAGAACAACUCUUAGCCCACGAGUUCGAUCGUCAUCAGGACUUGCACAGUGCCGCGUGGUACCUUUUCAUCACUUGCAGUCGCGCUUUUGGCUAUUUCCUCGAUGUUAUCUGUCUGUUAUUCAUUAUAUGCGUGACCUUCAGCUGUUUAAUGAAGACUGACAUAGAAGGCAGUAAAGUAGGACUCAUAAUAACUCAAUCCAUAUCGCUCACUGGCAUCUUUCAAUGGGGAAUGCGACAAUCUGCCGAGAUGGAAAACCAGAUGACUAGCGUCGAAAGAGUUUUGGAGUACACUAAGUUGCCGCAAGAAUCAAAAUUAUCGGACACGGCAGAUGAAAAGCCGCCAGAAGACUGGCCAACUGAAGGCGCGAUCCAAUUUGAGCAUCUUAGCCUGAAAUAUUUACCCAGUGGCGACCAUGUUCUACAUGAUUUACAAUUCAACAUUCUACCUCAAGAAAAGAUUGGUAUUGUUGGAAGAACGGGUGCGGGCAAAUCAUCUAUAAUACAGGCGUUAUUCCGAUUGGCUUAUUUGGAAGGAACAAUCACGAUUGACGGUGUAGACAUUACGUCUAUUGGCUUGAAGUAUCUGCGGCAGAAGAUAUCCAUAAUACCUCAAGAACCCGUAUUAUUUAGUGGUUCUCUAAGGAAAAAUUUAGAUCCCUUUGAUGAGUAUGAAGAUGAAUUGUUACUCAGAGCCCUUGACAAAGUUGAACUUCUUUCAGAAGAGGAAGGUGUUGAGACCCUAUACAAACAAGUAUCAGACUGUGGGUCAAACUUCAGCGUGGGCGAACGUCAGCUAGUAUGCUUGGCGCGGGCCAUCGUGAACAAUGACAAGAUACUCCUGCUAGACGAAGCCACGGCCAACGUGGACGCACAGACAGACGCGCUCAUACAAACUGCUAUUAGGGAACACUUCAGGAAUUGUACCGUGCUCACUGUGGCUCAUAGGUUGAACACGGUCAUUGACUCUGACAAGAUUUUGGUGCUAGACGCGGGUAACUUAGUGGAAUUUGACCACCCGCACAUAUUGCUGCAGAACAAGAAGGGAUAUUUCCGUAAAAUGGUUGCCGAGACCGGCGCCGCCAUGUCGCAGUUGUUGCAUAAAGCUGCAGCAGAGAAUUACAAUAAAAUUAAACAAGGCGAAUAAUAUAAAACAAUAU
Messenger RNA from Maniola jurtina (meadow brown), 4417 nucleotides. RefSeq names its product probable multidrug resistance-associated protein lethal(2)03659. Gene Ontology annotation, biological process: transmembrane transport. The transcript is spliced from 29 exons. Lineage: Eukaryota; Metazoa; Arthropoda; Insecta; Lepidoptera; Nymphalidae. Gene Ontology annotation, cellular component: membrane. Gene Ontology annotation, molecular function: ATP hydrolysis activity; ATP binding; ABC-type transporter activity. The coding region runs from base 310 to 4404 and encodes 1364 amino acids. The record is from RefSeq and is a predicted model, not a curated record.